AUGGCAUUCGUGACUGUGACUGCUUGUACUUUAAAUGAACGAUUUCAUACAAUCGCUAUUCGUGCUGAUCUACCAAAGAUUGAACAGAGAUAUAAAAUUGAAGAGCCUAAAGAUCUGCCUCAAGAGGAUUAUUGGAUCGGUGGAGUCAUCAAUUAUCUUACCGCAGGCAAAUGGGGAAGUAAUAUUCAACAUGAUCGAUUCAAAGUGCAACAUAUAAUUUCUAAUGGACCAUACACAUCAUCUCCUGGUCGUCAUGCGUUGUUUCAUGCCUAUCUCAAUGCUUACAAUUCACAUGAAGACAUUGUUCUGUCACCUGAUGAUAUCUGGUUAAUGAUUACAAUUUAUUUUGCUAAAUAUGUCAAUAAGAAUGCCGAAAAGUUGCGUAGUGUCUUUGUUAAUCACGAAGGAAAGAUCAAAUUAACUAUUGAACAAUACCAAGAAGAACCUGAUUGGAACGCUUUUCUCGAAAGUUUACGUACAGAAAUAGGAAAAAAUGUUAAAAAUGACAUUGUUUCUCUUUUAACGGCCAACUAUUCAACUACGGGCAAGGUCGAAUCAUUGUUGUCCUGUGCCACAAUUAUGAAUACUUUCAAAAAUUAUUUUGACUAUGGGCUUUUUAUGAUAAUGUGUGGCAUUCGAAAAGUACACUUUCUGGGUACGCUCGAUGAUUGGUUACUUCUUCGACAAAAGACGGCACAGUUACAAGCUUUUACAACGCCGAACGAUGAAUUUUCAACCUAUAUCCAAGGUCUUCUACCAGUACUUGAUCAGUUCAUCGAUACUUAUCAGGGCAAAGUGGAUAAUGAAUUUUGGGAUAAAAUCUUUGAUGUCGAACAUGUUGGUCGUGGAUCAGGGAGCUGGACAAAACUCUCAGGCUGGUUUCUUAAACUAUGCUAUGGUCUUCAUACGAAAGAAUCGUGCAAUAUCGACGAGGUUCAAUUAGAUGCAGUCGUCACUCCAGUUGAAUUCGAGAGUGAAUAUACAAAUGAGAAGAAGAUGUGUUAUGUAGCAGGUGGAUUUCAUGGUGUUGAAAGUCGAGAUGGAUGGCACAAACCUGUUAUGUCUUUGGCCAUCAUGGAUGAUCUUUCAACAAUCACAAAUCGUAUAUAA
Messenger RNA from Adineta steineri, 1110 nucleotides. NCBI's taxonomy places the organism in Eukaryota, Metazoa, Rotifera, Eurotatoria, Adinetida, Adinetidae. The record is from the annotation of a GenBank genome assembly.